Messenger RNA from Fomitopsis serialis, 1095 nucleotides. RefSeq lists its product as uncharacterized. Gene Ontology annotation, cellular component: membrane. The transcript is spliced from 5 exons. Lineage: Eukaryota; Fungi; Basidiomycota; Agaricomycetes; Polyporales; Fomitopsidaceae. The coding region runs from base 238 to 990 and encodes 250 amino acids. The record is from RefSeq and is a predicted model, not a curated record.
AGUGAGGUUCGCAGACGUACUUGUGAACUGUAUCAGCAGCAGCAGAAGCGGCGCCCGGUGAGCUCCGUCACGCACCAAUCCUUCCUUCGUCCCGGCUAUGACCACCUUCACAUUCAUUUGAGGCUCUAUCUUCUCAAUGUAUAUGGAUAUAUCAUUCCAUCGUGACCCCCGUUGGCGAACCUUCUGAGAACGCAGCCUCGUAAUAGCGUCGUGUUCCGUUGUGAUCAAUGGACAUUUAUGACGGUAUAUCCGAGUGAGCUCGAGCUCCACGCGAAUGCGGUAGCUCGAGUUACUUACCAUUGGAUGACUCGUCGUGUCGUGUGGGGCACUGGUGGCAGGUGUGCGGAGAAGGCGUGGUCUUCAAACACCUGCCCUCCUUUACGUGUCUGUGAAGAAGUGUCUGCGAAGCCAGGGAGGAAGACGCCGCAGUGUAUACAAAAUGCUGACUGUCCGCGUAGCAGGACCUCAUACGCUCUCCUCCUCCCACCUGACUCCACUGUGGCCAUAUCGCACAAGAACAUACCUACACAAUAUGCAGAGGUAUGCGGCGCCCAGUACGGUCGACUUGGUUGGCUCAAUGUCGUCUUCAGUCGCACUGUUCGAUACAUCGUCAUCGGCGCCGCCGCAGGCGCCGUAGUCCUGCCAAUCGCUCUCCCUGGCAUUCUCGGAGCAAUUGGUUUUACGGCGACGGGCGUGCUGCUAGGUUCUACCGCGGCUGCUAUACAAUCUGCGAUGGGCGCCUCUGUCCCUUCCGGCUGCCUCUUCGCGCAGGCUCAGUCGGCAGCAAUGGGCGGUAUUCCACUCUCGUGGAUUUUGUGUGCUAUUAUCGUUGGAGCUAUUAUCGGGGGUUUAUUGGGUGCAUUAGCCGCUUGGCUCGGGGACAUUCUGGCCCCUCACAUCGCUCAUAUGAUGCGUACGGCUCGAACGGCCUUGAGUCACGUUGCACGGGGAGUGAGAUACCUGGGGUUCAGGGUGAGAAGUUGGUUCUGAGACACUCUUGGCACCUGCGCAACCCGAGUCGCAAUCCGAGUCGGCCGGCCAGAGCUAAAGCAGCGGCUGAUUCGGAGGGCGGAGGAUGGCGGCCGUUGACGCCGC